GUAGGCCUCAUCCUCCUGUGUCAGCCUCAAAUUGACCGAGGUCGUGUACUGCGUUUUUCACAGGCUCCAUCCACGGAGCAUCACGCUGACUGACCUGCUGCCAGGAGGAAAUCAGGUCCGACUGAUUCCAUCGCGGGUCUCCCCACUCCUGCCUCUGGCGUGAGCGAGGCCUCGCCUCAGGCCUGUCAAGGCCGCCAUAGGCCUAAGACCUCCGUGCGGACUAGCCUGAGCUGAGCAUGCCUGGUAAAGUCAAAGUUCGGAUUUUGGCCGCCCGCCACCUGCCGGUCAUGGAUCGGUCCUCGGAAAACACGGAUGCCUUUGCCGAGGUCAAGUUCGGCGAGGUCACGCACAAAACGGAGGUGGUGCGCAAGAGUUUGAACCCGCAGUGGAACAGCGAGUGGUUCCACUUUGAAGCGGCUGACGAUAUGAAGCUCCAGGAUGAGCCCCUCCAGAUCCGGGUCAUGGACUACGACACCUAUUCGGCCAAUGACGCUAUCGGCAAGGUCUAUAUUGAUCUCAAUCCGUUGCUGUGGCCUUCGGUGGCCGUGAAUGCGGGUCGAUCCAACCAGGCUUGGUCGGAUUCGUCGACGGGGGGGCUGGUGCAUACCCCGGGGGGGUCGCUCAUGUCGGGUUGGUUGCCCAUUUACGAUACCAUGCACGGCAUCCGCGGCGAAGUCAAUGUGAUUGUCAAGAUUGAGUUCUUCUCCGAUUUCAACCAAUUUCGGCAGUCCUCUUGUGGAGUUCAAUUCUUCUAUAGUCCUUGCGUACCCGAGGGUUAUCGGGUUCAAGCCAUCAACGGAUUCGUAGAGGAAUUGGUGGUUAACGAUGAUCCGGAGUAUCAAUGGAUUGACAAGAUUCGCACUCCCCGCGCAUCCAAUGAAGCUCGUCAAACGCUCUUCAUGAAACUUUCGGGCACUAUCCAGCGGAAAAUUGGACUCAAAGCCUUGGAAUUGGGAGGCAAUGUGGUGGUCGGUUACCAACAAAAGUUCGACAUCGAAGGAGACACGGGCAUUGCCGUGCGUGGCAUUGGAACUGCCAUGAGUUUAGUUCGAGAUGAUCCCGUCACCAUUUCCUCAACCGUUAUGAAUGGCUCGGGCUCAAACAAAGGCCUGUCGGAAAAUCGAGAGUCUGUAGAGCCUCCCUCUUGCUACUACUACCAUGCUAACGAUCAUUUCAACUCUCCGCACCCGAUCAUUGGCUCGAAUCCGGAUCCCAAAACCCACGCUCGAUCUGGCAUUGACGCGACCAUGUCCGAGUUCUGUCUCCUCUCUGCUUCUCCUCCCCAAUUUGAGCCGUUCCAUCACGUGAAAUCCGCCAAGCCCUUUGGGAUCGGGGCGUUUGUGGCGGAGGUGGCCACCAAAUUCGAUAACUCGCAGCAACGAAUCGUUCACCUAAGAUCCGUAUCCUCAGCCGGAUUAAUUUCCCCCAUUUGGUCGUCUCCGACUCAUCCUCAUCGGAGUUCACUCAGGGCGCAAAUGGACAGACAGGUUUCUCCGAAACUUGGUAAUAUCUCCUCGGGAGGAUUCGACUUCCAUGAACAUGAUACUGGAAAUAACGACACUGUCCCUCACCCGAAGAUAAGCAUGGAUGGCUCCACUCGCUCCAUGGAAAAUGGAUCCAAAAGCAUCAUGAUAUCUGGUGGCAGUUCGAGUAACCUGGAACAGCUCAGUAUUUCCCCAAAAGGUCCGAGUAGUGGCGAUCGAAUGGGUACCAAGCUCAACUUGGCUGCAACCAAAUCUGGAAUUCAACUGGAGAAUCAACACGACUUACUGGAGUAUCCGUUUAUCACCCUUCAAAAGUUCCCUCCUUCAUUUAUCAACAAAAUAGGAGGGUUUGUGAGUUGCCGAUCCGUCAAGAUCCUCGAUGGGGUCGAAGAUGACGGCGAAAUUCGUGAAAACUGGUGGAGUGAGAUUCGCCAAGAGAUCAGAUCCCAUGCAAGAUGCCUUGGCUGCAAUAUGGUUGUUGGAUAUUCGGAGGACACGGUGAUUUGGGAUGAUGUGGUCGUUUUGUGUGCCUCAGGGACGGCUGCCUCGGGCAAUUUGCAUUAUAUGCUCGAUUUGGACACCAACGGGAGCAUUUUCGGUCCGGCUUUCCUCAAUAAAAACGAUGUCAACCUCGGAAAGGCGCAAGGCUCGAUUGGAAACGGAGGAGAAGAAGCUCUCCCAAGUUCUGCUUCUUCUGUGCCUAUCGUCAGCAAUGGUUCUGGUGUGUGGGGAGGAUCCUGCUCCUAUGCUCAUAUUCCAUACCUUGAGUACACAUUGCCUUUCACAUCCAAAUGUGGAAAAUGUCAGUGCUGUGGCAAAGGUCGGGUCCCGGAUGUUUUAUUCACGACCAUCGAACCGCCCAGUCAUUUUGACAUCACGGGUCGUGGUUGUUUGAUCCAGGCCAAAGUUCUCCGAUUGAAGAAAGACUUGAAAGGCGAGAGCAAUGCCAAGGAGAUCUCGGAUGCCUUGCCCUUUAUUGAAUACGAAAUCCAUCGACAACUGAUCAACAAGCUCAAAGUCAAGGGCAUGAAUGCACUCUUUGGACUCAAGCUCAAAGUGUCGAUGGGGGACCGAACUAUCAUUGGAACAGCCACCGCGACGGCGUGUUAUAUGACAGCUUUGUCAACACCCAGUAAACCCAAACUGAUUUGCUCCUCGGCCUUUCCCAACGACCCGAACUACCUCCAACGUUGCCAGAAACGGCUAAACUUGAAGAUAGCUGAAAAUGAAAAGUACUACGGCCUCAACCCAAUCAAACGGAUUCCGUCCACUCAAAGCAAUGUAUCCGACCCGGUGGAGCACGAUCAGGAAGAUGGACCCGAGUCAGAGUUCACCUCAGGCAAUAAGGACACUUGCGUUUUGGAGAUUGACGACUCCGAGGACGCUGAUAUCUUGGACAGUCUCAUGGACCCAUAUCCUCCACCGUACGUGCAAGUGUUCUCCACCGAAGAAUUGGUCGGAAUCUCGAAAGGACUUUACGUAGAGACAUGCCAAACGUUCUCACAGGUUUGGCGUGGCCGAAUCCAUCCAUCCUCUAGAGAUCUGUCCUCGGCAUGUCAACGCCUCCUAGCGGCCAUUUACUUCAAGCUUCGACGCCUCCGGCCUUGUAUAGUCAGUCACGUGAGCUUUCAAGCGGAUCUGGAUGAAGAAAAUGAAUUACAGCUCUGCAUUUACGGUACUGCCAUUGGCCUAGGGCAGGACGGAAAAACCCGGGCGGAAAUUGAAGCGGCCCUCAAGCCUCCAGGUGACGGGCAAAAAGACACCUCGCCCACGGAACUGACUGGACGGAACGCGAAUAUCGGUUUGAAUGGGACCAAGACAGUGAACAUGGAAUGCAACCAAAGUUCCUCGGAUGGCGCUUCCGACUCUUCCACCUCCAGUCCCAGCCACUCAAUAGAUAGUCAAGUUGGACGAUGCGAAAUGAGAAUGCCCAAGAGUCAAACUGGAGUUGUGUCCAUUCCAAAAUUCUUUACAAGCGAGACCCACCAAGCUUUGUUCCCGGGGAGCAUUCUAUUGACCCCGUCAUCGUUUGUGCCAGGAGCAAGAAUCGACAAAUACCUGGGAAACCUCAACUUUUUCAUCAUUAGAGAGUCGUCCAGCUUACGAGAGGCUGGUGGACUGAACCAAUUCAUCCAAUCGUUUUUGAGCGAAGUCAAUGCCAUCGUCAGGUCUCACGUUCAUGCCUUGGGUGGUAAUGCCUUAGUGGCCUUUUUCAUGCUCGAAUUUGUCGUCGAACACAGCACUCAUAAAAACCAAGGUCAAUGCUUGGUUCACGUUGGAGGUGAUGUAGUCUCGGUCACGUACAUGAAGUGAUAAUCAACCCACUCGAGGUCCAAAAUAUAUCUUAGGCUAUGUUUCGAAGAAGCAAAUAUACAUCCAUUCUGUUGCAAAAGAAUAUACUCUCUACAUCCGUAAAUGAAA
Messenger RNA from Tigriopus californicus, 3905 nucleotides. RefSeq names its product C2 domain-containing protein 5-like. Gene Ontology annotation, cellular component: plasma membrane. Gene Ontology annotation, molecular function: calcium ion binding; calcium-dependent phospholipid binding. Lineage: Eukaryota; Metazoa; Arthropoda; Copepoda; Harpacticoida; Harpacticidae. The transcript is spliced from 16 exons. Bases 237 to 3797 code for a protein of 1186 amino acids. The record is from RefSeq and is a predicted model, not a curated record. Gene Ontology annotation, biological process: intracellular protein transmembrane transport; positive regulation of vesicle fusion; protein localization to plasma membrane.